Molecule: messenger RNA, 10315 nt
Organism: Gryllus bimaculatus (two-spotted cricket)
Lineage: Eukaryota; Metazoa; Arthropoda; Insecta; Orthoptera; Gryllidae
Source: the annotation of a GenBank genome assembly
GUAGUGAUGCUCAUAUAGAUGAUGUUGGCAAAAAAAUGUUUAAAAUGGAGGAUAGUGAUGAAGAUGUGUGAUAUCAGUGGAUUCCAUGUGUGAAAAGAAAUGAAGUACUAAACAGUAUGUUGCUUCAUAUAUUUUAUAUAAACAUUAGCAGUGUUUCUCACUUUGUAGUAUGGCAGAGUGGCCUAUAACUGCAUUUUUAGCCAACAUGUCAUGGCAUACUAGUGUGCCUUGAAGGCUUCUCAGGGUAAUUGCUAAUACAUAACCUGAAAUAAUUAUAUAUGAAGCUCUGACCAGACAUGGGCAAAAAUUUGGGUUAAAGAGUUUUCAUUGCCUCUAGAAUGAUCCAAGGCCUACAAGGUAAAAAUGUUGAUGUUCUAUUAACUUUGUGUUUGGAGUGCUAUGUUCUUGAGUGAAAGGUGAAUGUGUCUAGCAAGAGUACUAACAGUUAGGUUGCCCAUGACUGAAGCACUAAAUUUUUAAAAUAGUGGUAUAUAUUUUGGUGCAUGUUUUGUCUUUUGUUAUGUUAGUUUUUCAUAUGACCUUAUGUGGGUGCUGCAAAAUUAUGUAUUUAGUAAUUAAAUAUUUUUAAACUAUUGUGAGUAGUACACAUAGUUAACUGAAAGACUUGUAUUGAGAAGUGUUCCAAGUUUUUUAGAGACACAGUAAUCAAAAAACAACUCCUCAGUGAAAGUAUAAUGUAUAUCCGAAAACUAUGGAAUUUGUUAUUUAUGAAAUCUAAGCAAGGAAACUAAUCUAAGCAAGCAAUCUAAGCUAAAGUCAAAAUAACAAAACAAGUCAGUGUUCUACAUUAAAUAAGGAAGUAGAUUAAUCUAUAUUUACUUCAUACAGUAUGUGGCAUGCAAUAAGUUUUCCUUUUCAUUUACUGUGCACAGUAUCUAGAUUUUUUUAGUUUUCUUAGAGAAUUAGAUAGGUAAUAUGUAAUAUACAAUAAUAUACAAAAUAAUUAGGUUUGAAUUAAAGCUUCAAGAAACUUACUCUAAGGUUUUUUUCCAUAAGGAUCAAUUUAAAAUGUAUUCAUCGUUGUUAUUUUCUCUAUUUUAAUGUUGUAUUUUAUUUAUUUAAAUUAGACUAAGAACAGGUAAACAAACCAGAAAUUAAGCUACGCUAUGGAAUGAAUUAGGUAACUAUUAUUUUCAUAAGACCACUAGACUCUGUGAACAUUGGGUCUUCUUUCUCUGAGAGUUAUGAGUUACAAAGCAUUUUAAGAUCUUGAAUCAACCACCCAUUAUAACUUGCAUUCAAAGACCUAUAAGAGCAUAUGUGAUUUGUAUAUCUGUCUACAUUUACAUAGAUAGUGAUAUACAGUGAGAGCUGUUCAAAUGGCCAACUCAAUUAACUGGUCUCCUCCUUUAACAGCCCUUUUUUCAUGGAACUGAGGUGUGGGUUUUUUCCUUUCUUUUUUCAAAAGACACGUGUAAAUAUUCCCUGUUUUAAGUAAUCACCUGGUCAGCAGCCAGAUACAUUUUGUGGCUUAACAUGAAUUAGAUGGUCAUUAAUCUGUUGAUGAAUUUGUGAUUUUUAUCCAUCAUGCUACAAGAAGCAGAAGUCUGGUGGAGUUCACUAUUGAAUCAGUUAACUCUCUACAUUUAGGCUCACAUCAGAUUACUGAGAUCAGUAAUAUUUAGAGUUGCUUAUCUCGUGAAGGCAUUAAUUUGUUUCACAUAACACUAAAUGGUUUUUCAUGCAUGCUCUGGAAUGUCUUCAGGUGUGAAUCGCUACUCCAAAUCUGGCAAGGAAUGAAGUCCAUGGAUGGUAAGGACCAUCCAAUGGUAUUUAAAAAAAAAGCUGGGAAUUGAAAGAUUUUGUGUAAGAGUUCAUUAGCUCAUUUGUCGUGCGAGCAAAAAACGUUUCUGGUAUUUUGUACUUUAUGUGCAUUGAACACCAAAGCUUUCUUAACUCAAUUGCAAACGGCAAAAUUAAACUGGAUAUUCCUAUACACUAAUCAACUCCAUUCAGCAUCCACUUGUGCUAACUGCCAAUUUCCUCUGGUCUGUUUUCUUUCUAAUUUUCUCCAGAGCCAAUGAUGACUGCUUAAGACAGGUCUUGCUUUUAUAUAUCAUGACAUUCCUGAAUAUAGACAAGUUUGGUCAAUGUAAAUCUGUCCUGACCUCAUGCAUCAUGGAUCUACUAAACCCUCCAAAUUACAUCUUUAAGCUUUAUCUGGGCACCCAAUAUGUCGUCCACUGUGAGCUCUUUUUUGCCAACAUAUACAAUGAAUUUAGCAUUCUAGCUCAUCUACUAAUAUAUCCGGUUGGGAUAAUGUUUGAUUGAUUUUGAAGAAGUUCUUUGUUGCUAUGUUUCACUUGUUACUUCUUGUUUCUGUAACUUAAUUUUAGAAACAAGGAGGCAAUCUUAUUUCAGAUUUAGAGAUUCAUUCAGGGAUAUUGAGGAUCAUUCUAUACGCUUUUACUUCUGGAGUUGUCAGUCAGCAAUAAUUUCAAAAACAAAUUUUGAUUUCUUAUGUAGAUUGUUGAAAUAUGCACCGAUUUGCAUGCCACAUAUUGUUUUGGAUUUUUUAAAAGUAGAUUAUUGAUAUUCUGUCAUGGUAUCAUGAUAUCGGGUAAUUAAAAAUAUCUUGGAAAAAUAUUACAUGCUGUCAAUGAAGUAGUAGCAGUGAAAAUACUGAUCAUAUACGGUCAUCAUUGCAACUACUAUAAGUGAUAACUUUUUAUAUUUUUAUAACUGUUACAUUACCUUCUUAAGAUGCUUUGACAGAAAAGUGUUGAUAUUUUUGAAUUGGAAUUGCAGCCAUACUUCACAUUUUUUACAAAAAUCCAAACUCUGGAUUAUUUUAGAUGACAGAAACUAUGUAUAGCCUUGUUGUAUUCCACAUUAGAGUUCAAAACAAUAAUGACCUUUGUGGUUAUUUAUUGCCUUUAACUCAGUUUCUCAACAGCUGGACCAUUGUCCUGGAAUAUAUGAACCUGUGUGUUUCUGUAUACAUAAAUGCAUAUACACACAUACAACGAUAUGUUAUGAACUUAAUUGAAGCUAAGUUUGCCCUUUCAUGAAUAUAAGAGUUUAAGGGUAUAUUCUAAAAUACCCAUAGAUAGCAAGUCAUAGAUAAUUUCAUUAAGGUGUUUCUAGGUAGAUACAGUUAUUAGAUACAACUAAUAUAAUAAUAUACUAAAAUAAAAAUAAAUAAUACUUGUGAUAACAGUGAAUCUUCAGAUUCCAGUUGCACCAGGAAAGACUUCAGAUAUCUGAAAUGUGGUUUGUAUACAUUAAUGAAUACUGACAUGAUUUGUCUGUCGAAGUAAUAAAUUUGUAGGGGGAUUUUUUCAUAAAAAUUUAUUUUUGAAACAUAACAUCUUUCAUCAUGGUGCAAUAAAGAGGUCCUGUGUGGUCAUUGAAAAAAUGCAUGUAAUUCCAUUGUUGUCUGAUAUAUUUUUAUAUCUAGUAAAACAUUAAUAAAAAACUGUAUUAGUGCAUCAGUAGUUUUCCAAUGUACUCUCAUAAAUCUUAUUGUAUUCUUGUAUUCACAAAAGGGCUGUAUGCACACAUGCAAUUUUAAGGGAAAAUAGCAUUUUUGAAAGAGUCGAGAAAGCUCAGUCCAAAAAUCAAGUGAAAAUGAACAUCAUAUCUUUUUCUACAUUAUCCCAAUGAAGCAACAUGUUGCAAUAUUUCACGAGUGGCCUCAGUGGUUAAUUUGUCAACCUGCUGAAUAUUUGUAUGGUAGUUUUAUUAUUAAGACAAAUAUGCUCGUAAUGAUCAAGCUAUAAUAUGUACUACAUUUUAAAUGAAAAAAUUGUAAUGAUUAAUGUGAAUUAAGCAAGUUGUAUGAUGCAAAGAAAUAAUUUCCAGGACCGUGGUCUUGCCGAAAUGGAGAACCACCGAUAUAAAUUUGUCUGGUGGUAGUGCUCUCUUACAGAAUUCAAAUAUAUGAUGGUAAACAUUUUGUUUCAAGAAUUUGAUUUGUAGAACAGUGCAACUGAUUGAUUGGUUGAGUGAAAAGAAAUUGAGCCAUUUCAUUUUGGUAUAUAAAUGAAGGAUGUUAAAGUAUACUUAGAAUUCUCCUUGUCAUUUGUUGUCAUUAUGCUUUGUGAUAACACUACAUUAAUUUCUUGGUUUGUUUAUCUAAUGCUGUACAUUUAUAUUUCUAUCACAGCUAAAACUUCAGAACAAGGUGUGGUUGUGCUACCUUAACCACUUUAGGUUAUGUAAGUCUUAAUGCUUGAAACAGUCAUGUUUUGUAUAAGCUGAUUUCAUGCUCAUUGAAUUCAUGGUGUGUGCUAUUAUGUUUAUACGUGCCAAAGAAAAUUGUCCUCAGUCAUGGUCCUCUCAUGUAUGUUUUUGUGUCAUUUUUUUCCUCUCCCUCUCUCAUCCUUUCUCCCCCUUUCCUCUCACCAUCCUAUCCUUACCCGAUCUCAUUCCCUCUUCCUUGAACCCUCUUUUUUUUUGUAUCACUCAAUCUUCUCUAAUCUUCAUUUUCCUUCCUCUCUUCUAUCCGUAUAUUGGGUUUUGUGCCAUUCGAUUUAUGAUUUCUGUGUGUGAAGCAUUGUUUUAAAAUAAUUUGAUCUUCAAAGUAUUGGUAACAAAACUCACUGUUGCAUAAUUUUAAUUUUGGAAAGCGCUUUGUUAUUUGUAUAAUCUCCUAAGAAUUACCUUUCAUAUUUUGCCAUGGUUUACUUCUGCACACAUAAUUUGUUGUGUUACAAUAUAAUAGCAUAUAUCAUCAUAAUUUUGUGCCUCUCAAAUGAACUAAUCAUUGUGGAGUCUCAGAAUUUGAUUAUAGUAAGCUAUGAAACUGUGACAAUUAUAGAACUAAAGAGCUGGAACGCAUUUUUCCUUAACAAAACGAGUGUAAAUAAUAGAAAUAAUUGUUACAUAAUUAGUCCCCAAUUAAUUCUGUAUUAUAUUUAAAAAUUACUGCUAGACAAAGACAAUUGUGAUAGCAAAGAAGGUCAAAGAAUAACUUUCAAAACGUACUUUCCUAAUUAGAACUUUUAUGUCAGGAUGACUUAUAUAUGUCCUGGUUUAUUGAACAAAUGCCGAAGUGCAUAAAUGGUGCUCCUUGUUAAAUAUAUUUCCUAAAUACUUAUAAAUAUUCAGUAAUCAACUCUAAUUACAAAAUCAGAAAUGAUCAGUGUAUAGGUUUUCAGUGCAAGACUUUUACAAGUAUUUUAUACUCGUGGGUUUGCUUUCAAACUGCGUGUGGCGUAUGCUAAUUUUUAGCAUUAGUGCUCCUAAGUCAUACAAUUUUUAAUUUUCAAGGAAUAAAUUCCAGCACCUCUGAGAUAAAAUAUAUAAAUAUAUAAAUAAAUAAAUAAUAGGUUCCACAUGUUCUCAGUCAAGUAGGUCAAAAUUCAAUUCUGAUGUUGAAUUGAUGCUUAACAUAAAAGUAAAUGCAUUGCCUUUUGAAUUUUAUUAGAAUACUUUCGAAAAUUCUGGUUUUAUGUCUUAAGCAAUCGGUUAAUAUCAUGCAGUACAGAUUAUUAAUCACAAAAGUGUUGUGGGAACAUUAAUUCAAAGUAAGUUAUUGAGUUUUUAUUGAUGUAGAACUAUGACAAAAAGAAUAAAAUCUACACUACAUAAAACACAUAAAUAUUUUUUGUCAGAUUUCUUUAGACUAUGAAACAUUUUUCUUUUAAAUGUGUUUCUUUAUCUGGAAUUUUAUUAGUUCAUGAUCCCCAAAAUACUUCAAUAAGCAAUUAAAAAAAUGUAUGUAACAUACUUAUAUUUUAUGACCCAAUCUUUCUUUAUAUUCUUGAUAUUAUCAAGAAUAACAUACAAAAUAUAAUGCAGAUAUAGAGUAACAAAAAUGCCUCUUAAUUGUUACUAGUUGGACUCUUGUGAACAUUCCGCACUUAGUAAUCACUUGAAUCACUGUUUAAAAAGUAAAAAUCCCUGUAUACUGGGUUCCAACUCCAAAUGGCCAGACCCUGAACUGUGCAUUACAGCAUUGGAAAUCAGUAUUGUGCAUUGGUAAACAUUUUAAUAUUGGUAAGCCUUUAGAUUAAAUUUCACAGACAAUUAAAUAAUCACUUCAAUUUUAUCAUGGCAUAUUAUUUCUUGCUCUAUUUCAUUAAUUGAAUUUUGUAUUGAUUCAGAGUUACUUUUUGUAUCCGACUAGGAUACUGAGUAGGGUAGCUUAUCUCCAAAAGUAAAAUAUAAAGUUAAGAAAGGUGUCCUGUUGAAGAAUACUUAUUAAGAAAUACAACACGGGCCCUUCCCUACCCUAAUCCCUCCUGGCCUGGCAGUAUGGCUCCCCACAUAUCCUGUAACUGUUCUCUAAAACUCAUGUCCUCAGCGAACUCAGUUUUAAAACUUUGUUAAAUUAUGCUCAAUUAUUUAAGAAAAAAAUCAUAUGACAGUAUUGCAAAUUAAAUUAUGUUUUUUAUUCGUUUUAAAUUGUUCUUAUAAUUCAUUGGCGAGCUACCAGCUCCAAUGACUGGAAAUUUUCACUGGCAUACUAAUAGUUGCACUGCUCUGGCAAGUUUUGUUAUGCUUUUCCAAGUCCUUGAAUUUACUUUGACUCUAAAAUGCAUUAUUCCUGUAAAGAAAUAAUAAGAAUUUUUUUUCUGUACUUCUGUAUGAAUAAUAGAAUUCAGGACAUUCUGUGAUAUAAAACACACUCCUGGGUACAAGAAUAAUUCUUACUAGUGUCGUUUUCAACACUGAAGAAAUGAGUGUUUGAAUCAGAUUGUACCAAAAGUGCUGAAUUACUGGCAUGAAGCACGUUUUACACAUGAAGAUAUCGUAAGAGUGCUGGUUCAAUCUAAAGCUCUUUUGAUAUUCCUGCCACUUCUAAUUUAAUGAAGAAAAUAUGUCAUUUUAUGGAAGUUUUAAUUUGUAAUUUGAUAAAAGAUUUAAGGUGCAGAGUACUUUAUUUAGGUUACAUUUACCCACAUAAAAGGGUUAAUAGUGUGUGACUUUAUUAAAUUAUAUUUACGAAACAGAAGAUUUUAAGUUUGUAUUUAAUUAGAUAUUUAUUGGCACAAAGGGUUGAAAAAGGGCUGCAUAUUUUAAUUUGAAUAUAUUUAUGAUCCUAAAAGUUUGAGAACACUUUUUAGAAUAUUGAAGUAAAGCUUUAUAUUAAAGUCCAUGAUAUUACUAGAGGUAUCCAUAGUUUGUAUAUAAUUUUGUAAAUGUUCUGAUGUAUUUGUUGGUAUGCAAAUCAAAUGCACAUUGAAAUCUGGUUUCAGAAAAGUAAAAAAUUCUGUGGAUCCUUCUAGUUUGGUCAUGUAAGGAAUGUAGAUUUGUUCAAAUACAACAAAUGCAUUUGUAAGAUUAUAUUGUGAUACCCGACAAUUUAUUAAUAGAUGGUAAAAAUUCUUACUUGGCCAUCAAAGGUAAAGAAUAUGAAGUAGUAGUUUUAUAAACUUUCUCUGAGAAACUUAUGACUAUUCACAAAACAAGUGAAUUGAUUUUUUUUUUUUUUUUUUUUAAUUUUUUUUUUUUUUAUUGGUAUGUAUUUAUUAACGAGAUCCUACAAUUAAGUUUUAUAAUGUGCCCUAGUGAUUGAUCAGUAUUUUUGUAAUUGGCUUACAUAUUUAAGACAAUUUAUACUGGCUGAAAUGUAAUAAGUCAUGCUGUUUGUGUUUAAAUAUUAAGGCAAUACUAUAAUCAUAUGUAAGAUUAGAAUGAAAUGUAGUUACAGUGAAAAUAAUGGUUAGUCAAAUUAGUAAACCCACAGACUUUGUAGAUGAGCUUGUAAAUAUAAAUCUCACAUCUUGUCAUUGUCCUAAGUCUUUGUUGAAUUGUACUUGAGCUUUGUGGCAGUGUUGAUGCCAGUAUUAUGUGUUAUAGAGUGUUUUUGGAUCUGAGGAGUUUGAUAUGGAUUAGUAUGGUGUGUUGACUUAAAAAGGAAUACUUAAUUUUCUUUGUUUAUUGUUUAAGAAAUGUAGUGAUAUCUGGAAAGCCACAAAGCUGCAAUUCCUUGUUUCUGGUUAGUGAGAUAUUCUUAAUCUAUUUAUUUUUAAAUAUAUUAACACGUUUGGAAAUUGCUUAUGUGUAAUUUUUUACAAUUUUAGUUGACAUGGGACCAUCACGAGUUUUCUAAUUAUUGUGAUAACUAAUUGAAUAUUAAAAUGACAUUUCCUACAAUAUAUGAACAAUGAGAAUUCAGUCAUUUAAAGAUUAUAAACUCUGUGCAAUCUGCCUUUUAAUUUUUACUUUUCUUUCCUAAUUUGAUAGCUUUCAUAAACAUUGUUAGUUGAGUUUGAUUUUAUAGAGCAUUGUUUGUGAAAUAUUUAGAAAUGUUGUAUAUGAAAAUGGUUUUAUGAAUUACAGAUUGUAAGUUGUAGUGUAUUAUUUGAGUGAAUAGUAUAAUGGUUACAGUAAUUGCAUUCAUCUGCAGUUUUACAUACUCUGUGACUAUUGGUAUUCAGUAUUUCAAUUUUAUGUUAAUAUUCUAGAAACAUUUUACUUAUGUUAUUAUAAAUUGGCAUAUACAAAUGUGCAAUGUACUUAGUGUUAAGUGUGCUAGCAUGAAGAUCCUCUACAUACAACUUUGUGUAACUAAACCAAAAUGAGACAAUAUCCAGCUGUUGAAAUUCUUUGUAAAAUAUAAUAUUUUCUUUGGAGCUUGUCCAUCUUGCAAAAAUGUCAAUAUGUAUUUGGCAUGUAUUAUUUGUAUUUUAAAUGUUACCAUGAGCAAGUAUUUUACAGGGUUGGCUUUGUUUACAUUAGAUUAUAUUGAGCGUAAACCAUGGAAAGUAACUUCAAUAAAACGGAUGUUGAUUCUCAUUCUCACUUGAUAAGUUUGUCAGUCUUAUUGUUGUAUUUUGCCAUGUCAGCAUACUGUUUGAUUUUGAAACUAAAUAAAUUCAUGGGACAUUAUUGAUUUAUUUUCUAAAAAUUCUUCAAAUGCUACUUUAAUAUUUUUCACCAGAUACCCCCACACUUUUUUAUUAUUUUUUUUAUUUACUGCACAUAACAAGGGGCAAAAACAUUUGUUCUUUUUGUGCCAAUUGCGUUUAUACUCUGAUGUUGUUUCUAGAUUAUGUGUUGUUUAUAUUAUUUUCUUUUCGUGCAUGUGUGUUUGUUACAUCGGUAAAUUAAUGCUUGAUUGAGAAGUUUUUGAAUUACUAUCCACUUUACUUUUUCUUCUCUAAAAUGAAUGAUUUUGUUGGAUGAACUCCUUGUAAAUAGCAGCGAGUUUACAUCUCUAUGUUCUGACUGGAUUCUUCUUUUUCUGUGAUGUUAAAAUAUUUUUAUGCUAAUGCCUCUUAUUCAUAUUGUAAAGACAAUUAACCACAUUUGUGAAAUGCUUUUAUUGAAAUUGCUAAUAAUUAAUAUUAGCAAGAGAGACUUUUAUGAAAUUGGUGAAAUUUUAAAUUAAAAAACUGAUCUCAUUAUUUAUAUUUCUCUAAUUUUAUUCUUGGUUGAGUAGCAGAAGUGCCUUCAAUUUCACAACAAUGCUGCUGACUCUCCAUUUACGGUUGGUCAUAUGUAUAUAAAAUGAAUGAUUUACCAGUGUGUACAAAUGUAUAGUUUAAGUGUGUACAUUACUGAAAUGUAAUUAUUGUGAAUCACGUUGUUCGAGAUUAGUUGGAAAUCACAAAAAUAUUUUGUAGUCUUUGUUUCAGUUUGAAUAGUUGCAUGUGCAAUAAAAUAUUCAGUAUCUGAAAGAGAUUUUAGUAAUAAUCCUCACAGUUGGAGAAUGGACAACUUUUGUAAUAUAUGUCCACAACCUUAAAAUUUGAAACUCUCAUGUCAAUAGUUCUCACUGUUUAGAUAAUUAUAUAUUGGUAACAAAUAUUAAAAUUAAUAUAGUGGUACUAAAUUGAAUGUAAUUCAAUAAGGUUAAGGGGGGAGUAAAUAGAUAAAUUGUAAAUUGAGCGAAGGGAGAAUUACUUCAAGUUGUGUUUCUAGGAAUAUGCUUAAAAAGAACAACACAUUAUUGACUGACUUAUUGUUGAUAUAUUUUUGCCACAUAAUUGCUGAAAUUGGAUAAAAGGGAAAUAUUCUUUCAGACUUGCAGAAUAACAUACGAGAAAAUUGAGUUUACAGCAGGUACUAAAAAAUGUACAUGAAGGCAAUCUAAAAUCCAUCAGUGAGGACUUAUUACUAAAAUAUUUGGUAGGUGUAGGUGUUCAAGAUGUACCUAGGAUCAUGUUCUGUGGUGUUUGUGUGGGACUGAAAUUAUAGAAAUGAUCCAAAACUAUGGAUUGAGUGCAUAAAUUAUCAUAUAUUUUACUGAAAAAUCAAUGAUCUUUUUAGUUCCCUUCUUGUACUGUUACCUGUUUUAUGUCCUGUGAAUUGUUUCUCUGAACUCUGUGUUUUAUUAAUGUACUGUACAUUGUGCCUGUCAUGAUGUUGGAGAGGUUACAAUAAAUUGGCAAAAGUACAA